CUUGUAGACUGCAUUCAUUGGCCUUGUUUUCAUGUUUGCAACAUCAUGGAAACUAACAUUGCUGGCUUUGGCUGUUGUUCCUGUAAUUUCUGUUGCCGUUCGCCAAUUUGGUCGCUUUGUUCGUGAACUUUCUCACAAGACUCAAGCUGCAGUUGCAGCAGCCUCUUCAAUUGCUGAGGAAUCAUUAGGAGCAAUUCGGACAGUGAGAUCUUUUGCGCAAGAAGAGUAUGAGAUAUCUUGUUACUCUCUGAAAGUAGAAGAGACAGUGGAUCUUGGACUUAAACAAGCAGUGAGUUCCCUAGUGUUAUUCAAUCCCUCUUUUUUCCCCUCCUCCCCUGACCGAUGCGGCAAAUAAUCUCAUCUCUGAUUGCAACAGA
Molecule: messenger RNA, 377 nt
Organism: Hibiscus syriacus
Lineage: Eukaryota; Viridiplantae; Streptophyta; Magnoliopsida; Malvales; Malvaceae
Product: ABC transporter B family member 25-like
Exons: 3
Coding region: 32-355 (107 amino acids)
Biological process (GO): transmembrane transport
Cellular component (GO): membrane
Molecular function (GO): ATP binding; ABC-type oligopeptide transporter activity
Source: RefSeq, a predicted model, not a curated record